AUGACCUGUCGCCAAUGCUGCGGGCCGGGAUGCCGGUACCACGGGCGACAUGGGCAGCGGAGCUGCAUGGGCUGCCAGGAAGCUGCAAUGGUUGCCAUUGCUAACGGAAGACCGCUAGCCUGUGCCCAAUGCGGACGGCGAGACCCAUCGGGGAGGGUGGAUGAGCGGCAAACGAAACAGUUCUUUUGCUCCGGCUGCUGGGCCGCCUACGAAUCCGACCGCUUGAAAGAGUUUUUCGACACGAAGCCAGAGUUGGAGGUAAAGUGCGAGAAACUGGCGCAGAUGAUCUCCAAAGCUCGCCAUGUGAUUGCGUUCACAGGUGCUGGUGUGUCCACUGGCGCUGGGAUCGCAGAUUUCCGAAGCGGUAUGAACACCAGCUUGCCAACUGGACCAGGAUUGUGGGAGAGACCGAAAGGUGAAACACCAUCGAACAUCCUGGAGCAGUGCGUCCAGGCCAGACCUGGUCCGACUCACGGCUUCCUUUUCAGACUCUGGAAGGUCGGAGUGCUCAAGCACAUCAUCUCGCAGAAUGUUGAUGGAUUGCACCGCAAAUCCGGAAUUACUGCAGAUUCAUUGAGCGAGCUGCACGGGAACAUCUUCGUGGAGAGGUGUGUCAAGUGCGGCCGCGAGUACGAGCGUGAUUUCAACACCAUCUGCAGCGGUGGCUUCACCGGCCGCGAUUGUGAUGCACCCGGAUGUGGCGGACGGCUGCGCCACAGUGGUGUUGGGUUCGGCGACGACCUACCCCAGAAGGUGCUGCAAAAGGCCUGGGAGGAGGCCGAAGCCGCUGAUCUCUGCCUGGCGCUGGGCAGCUCAAUAACUGUGGCUCCUGCAUCAGAUAUGCCAGCCUGGGUCGCACAACGCAAUUCGCGCAGGCGGGAUGCUGGUCUAGUGAUCGUGAACCUCCAGGCAACUCCUUGUGACAGCAUCGCAGCUCUUCGCAUCAACGGCAUGGUCGAUGAUGUCAUGGGACUGCUGGAAGCGAAGCUGGUGCAGAGGGCGAUAUUACCAUGCCGACAAAGCUCCGGCGAACUUGCUGGUGCAUAG
Messenger RNA from Symbiodinium necroappetens, 1047 nucleotides. NCBI's taxonomy places the organism in Eukaryota, Dinophyceae, Suessiales, Symbiodiniaceae. The record is from the annotation of a GenBank genome assembly.